UUCAGACCCUCCAUUUCUCCAUGCCCAUGGAUCCAUAGCUUCAUCUUCAAAAACCCUAGCCUACUCGCCUCUGCAAUUUUUCCUUCCAUUUUCCUGCAGAUCGGAGAAAUGCUAGGCAAGAAAAUGGUUUCCUUCAAGAAACUCGCUAAGAAAGUGAAGGUCCGAGUCGGGACGGAGGGUGAAGCAUCGUACAACGAAUGUUUGCUCAGAGAUCAACUGGAACCACCGGAGGAUCACGAUUCUCAGUCGCCUUCGUCGACUCCGACUGGCUCGUUCGCGAUUUACGUCGGCGAUGAACGGCAGCGCUUCGUUGUGCCGACGAGUUUCUUGUCGCAUCCGCUCUUUAGGAUGCUGCUCGAUAAAGCGUACAGAGAGUUCGGAUUCGAGCAGAGGAAUGCGCUUAUGGUUCCUUGUAGCGUCUCUGCUUUUCAAGAAAUUGUGAGCGCGGUCGAAUGCUGCAAUGGCAGAUUCGAUUUCGGCGAGCUUGUUGAGGAGUUUUUGUAGAACAGACGAAAUGCAGAGGAAUAUCCGUUCGCUAGGGUUUGUAUCGUUUGAUCCGUUCGGUAGUGAAAUUCGUCGUCGAUUUCUGUUGAAAGAAACCGAGGAGGAUACGAUUCGAUUGAAUUCAGCCGAUUUUUACUGUUCGAUUGGGUGCAGAAUGUGAAUCUCUUCAUCUCAAAAUUCAAAUUCAUGCCCAAUUCGAUUCUCGAUGUUCCAUUUUUCUUGGGAAGUUGUAAAAUCAGAGCCGUAAUUCUGCGAUCAAAGUGUCAUUGUAGUU
Messenger RNA from Cucurbita pepo subsp. pepo (vegetable marrow), 778 nucleotides. RefSeq names its product auxin-induced protein 15A-like. The record is from RefSeq and is a predicted model, not a curated record. Gene Ontology annotation, biological process: response to auxin. NCBI's taxonomy places the organism in Eukaryota, Viridiplantae, Streptophyta, Magnoliopsida, Cucurbitales, Cucurbitaceae.